Molecule: messenger RNA, 2011 nt
Organism: Aegilops tauschii subsp. strangulata
Lineage: Eukaryota; Viridiplantae; Streptophyta; Magnoliopsida; Poales; Poaceae
Product: protein LONG AFTER FAR-RED 3
Molecular function (GO): hydrolase activity, acting on carbon-nitrogen (but not peptide) bonds
Source: RefSeq, a predicted model, not a curated record
UUUGAGAGAGACCGAUACCCGCCGACCCCAGCUGAGCGCGCAGGGCAGCCACCCACCCCAGCGGCCAGUCCGCCACCAUGGCAGCCCCGAGCGCCCUCCUCGCCGCCGGCGCCACGGCACUGGUCGCCGUCGCGGCCGUCUUCCUCCUCCCUGACCCCGCUUCCCGCCUCCCAUGGGCGCCGCGGGGACGCUUCGCCGACAUGAUUCUGGCCAACGCCACCAUCUACACCGCCGACCCCGCCCGCCCCUUCGCCGCCGCCAUGGCCGUCCGCGCCGGCCGCGUGCUGCGCGUCGGCACCUACGACUCCCUCAAGGAAUUCAAGGGCCGAGACACGUAUGAGCUGAAUCUCAGUGGCAAUGUGGUGCUCCCGGGAUUCAUCGACUCCCAUGUGCACCUAAUCGAUGGUGGCCUGCAGUUGGCGAGGGUCCCGCUUCGAGGGGUUAGAAGCAAAGAUGAGUUCAUCAGCAGGGUGAAGGGAGCCGUCAGAGAUAAACAUCCUGGCGAGUGGGUACGAGGAGGAGGUUGGAACAAUGAUUUUUGGGGUGGUGAAAUCCCCACUGCUGCUUGGUUAGACGAUAUAUCUCCUGAUAAUCCAGUCUGGCUCUCACGCAUGGAUGGUCACAUGGGAUUGGCCAAUUCACUAGCUAUGAAGAUUGCUGGGAUUGACAAAAACACAAAUGACCCAGUUGGUGGAACUAUUGUAAGAACAACGGAAAGAGAGCCCACUGGUCUGCUGGUUGAUGCUGCUAUGAAGCUUGUAUUUAAUGUGAUUCCAGAAGUAUCUGUAAAUGAUAGAAGAGAGGCUCUCCUUACAGCAAGCAGACACGCCCUAAUGAGAGGGGUGACUACUGUUGUUGAUGUUGGAAGUUAUGUCCCUGGGACCUCAGAAGAACAAACUUGGCAAGAUUUUUCAGAUGUCUAUGAAUGGGCUCAUUCUAUGGGAAAGAUGAUGAUUAGAGUCUGCUUAUUCUUCCCAAUGCCGACAUGGCCUCGUGUUUCUGAUCUUAUUCAUGAAAGAGGUCGAUCCUUAAGUGGGUGGAUUCAUCUAGGUGGUGUGAAAGCUUUUCUUGAUGGUUCUUUGGGUUCCUCAAGUGCAUGGUUCUAUGAGCCUUAUGAGGAUGUUCCUGGCGAUUAUGGUCUCCAAUUGUUAGAUAUGGAUGUUCUGCUCAAUGCAACAUUAGAAUCAGACAAAUCAGGACUUCAGGUUGCCAUACAUGCAAUUGGAGAUAAAGCUAACGAUAUGCUGCUAGAUAUGUUCGACAAGGUUGUUAGUUUGAAUGGAACAAAGGACCGUAGGUUCCGGAUUGAGCAUGCACAGCAUCUAUCCCCAGGUGCAGCAACGCGCUUCGGAGAGCAUGGUAUCAUUGCAUCUGUGCAGCCAGAUCAUUUGUUGGAUGAUGCCGACUCUGCUGGAAGGAAGAUCGGGGUAGAACGAGCUGAGCGGAGCUCCUACUUGUUCCGAUCACUACUUGCCGGUGGCGCACAUCUGGCUUUUGGUUCUGAUUGGCCUGUUUCAGAUAUUUACCCGUUGCAAGCUAUUAGAACCGCGAUGUCCCGUAAGCUGCCUGGAUGGGAGGCGCCCUGGAUCUCCGCAGAGCGCUUGCCCCUGGAUGAUUCCUUGAAAGCGCACACGAUAUCUGCCGCCUACGCCUGCUUCCUGGACCAUGUCCUGGGCAGCCUCGUCGAAGGGAAGUACGCCGAUUUCGUGGUCCUGCCGUCCACCUCGUGGCGCGAGUUCGCCGACGACAUCCCGGGGCACGUCCUGGCGACGUAUGUGAAUGGCAAGCAGGCCUACCCAUAGCCCCCGUCCGAGGCAACGGCGCUCCGGCAGCCUCCAAGUCCAGGCCGGAUUCAGAUAGAUAGAAGACGCACAUGUCUUAGCAGCACAAACCAUUGUCAGUUAACUCUGGAAGUACUAAUUGUCAUACCAAUCUUAUUCAGUGGUACAAGGAUUACGUUGGAUCCAGGUAUAUUUUUUUUCGUACAUAAUGAAUCGAGCACUUGUGGGUA